CGUUUAACAGAGCUGUAGAGUGUAGAACUCAUCGCCUAAGCUGAAGCGACAACCUAGGGAGAAGAGGGUUGUUUGGUUGGUGGCUGCCUCUUCACGCCCUCGACGAGUCCGUCACUAUUACUAAAAAGCCUUUACCUACCUAACCUUCUCCGAUAUACUUGCACUCCAUUACUGAAAACCUUUCUCCUUCAAUCUUGAUUUUCUGAUUCUUCAGUAUCAUCGUUUUGUUGCCAUGGAAGUCGCUGCCGCUCAAGCUCUGUCCCGGAUAGGACUCGCGGGUCUGGCCGUGAUGGGUCAGAACUUGGCCUUGAACGUCGCCGAGAAAGGCUUCCCAAUUUCGGUGUACAACAGGACGACUUCCAAGGUGGACGAGACGGUGGAGCGGGCUCAGAGAGAGGGCCAGCUUCCUUUAGUUGGGCAGUACAAUCCCCGCGAUUUCGUCCUGUCAAUUCAGCGCCCGAGAUCUGUUAUCAUCCUCGUCAAGGCGGGGGCUCCCGUUGACCAAACCAUCGCCGCCUUAUCGGAGCACAUGGAGCCCGGCGACACCAUCAUCGACGGCGGCAACGAGUGGUACGAGAACACCGAGCGCCGCAUCUCCGAGGCCUCCGCCAAGGGUUUGCUGUAUCUCGGCAUGGGCGUUUCCGGCGGCGAGGAUGGAGCUCGGUACGGCCCUUCCCUCAUGCCCGGGGGGUCCCACCAGGCCUACCUCAACGUCCAGGACAUCCUCAACAAGGUCGCCGCCCAGGUGGAGGACGGCCCCUGCGUCACCUACAUCGGCGAGGGCGGGUCGGGUAAUUUCGUCAAAAUGGUCCACAAUGGGAUCGAGUACGGCGAUAUGCAGCUCAUAUCCGAGGCCUAUGAUGUCCUCAAGAACGUCGGCGGGUUAACGAACCCCGAAUUAGCUGACAUUUUCGCAGACUGGAACCGGGGAGAGCUCGAGAGCUUCUUGAUCGAGAUCACCGCCGACAUUUUCAAUGUAAAAGACGAAGAAACUGGAAAUGGAGAGCUCGUGGAUAAGAUUCUGGAUAAAACCGGGAUGAAAGGGACCGGAAAAUGGACGGUCCAGCAAGCUGCGGAGCUCUCUAUUGCAGCCCCAACAAUAGCCGCCUCUCUGGACAGCCGAUAUAUGAGUGGCUUAAAGGGGGAGCGAGAGGAGGCCGCCGAAAUUUUCAAGAAAGAAGGGCUAAAAGAGGAUUUGAGUUUCAUCAAUGGCAGUGGGGUUGAUAAGAAGAGACUAAUAGAUGAUGUUAGGCAGGCAUUGUACGCCUCCAAGAUUUGUAGUUAUGCUCAGGGAAUGAAUUUGCUGAGAGCAAAGAGCUUCGAAAAGGGAUGGAAUUUGAACCUAGGCGAGCUAGCUAGGAUUUGGAAAGGCGGGUGUAUCAUUAGGGCUGUAUUCUUGGACAGGAUCAAGAAGGCAUACCAGAGAAACUCCGGGUUGCCAAACCUAAUGGUCGACCCCGAGUUCGCCAGGGAAAUGGUGCAGAGGCAGGCGGCAUGGAGGAGAGUGGUGGGACUGGCUAUCCAGCACGGGAUUAGCGUGCCUGGGAUGUCAGCAAGCUUGCAGUAUUUUGACACGUACAGGCGUUCGAGGCUUCCUGCCAACCUCGUCCAGGCUCAGAGGGACUAUUUCGGGGCUCACACUUAUGAGAGGACUGAUCGCCCGGGAGCAUUCCAUACUGAGUGGUCGAAGCUUGCUCGUAAGGCUCGGGUUUAAUGCAGCUGCCCCGAAUUACAUUUGGUAUCGUUUACCCAUUUCCAUCCAUUAUUGCACUACAUUGUGUUAUUGCAGAGACUUUAGGGUGUCUCUUGUUGAGAACUUUAUUCCUUAGCUUUUGUCGUUUUAGUUUUGCAGUCAAUAAAUUGAGCAAUGCCCUUUUAAUGUGAUAGAUAUAGGGGUUUUGAUGAUUGAAGAACUAUAUAUUUCAUUCCAGAGAGCUC
Ipomoea nil (Japanese morning glory) is the source of this 1938-nucleotide messenger RNA. RefSeq names its product 6-phosphogluconate dehydrogenase, decarboxylating 2, chloroplastic-like. The record is from RefSeq and is a predicted model, not a curated record. Gene Ontology annotation, molecular function: NADP binding; phosphogluconate 2-dehydrogenase activity; phosphogluconate dehydrogenase (decarboxylating) activity. Gene Ontology annotation, biological process: pentose-phosphate shunt, oxidative branch; pentose-phosphate shunt. Gene Ontology annotation, cellular component: cytosol. NCBI's taxonomy places the organism in Eukaryota, Viridiplantae, Streptophyta, Magnoliopsida, Solanales, Convolvulaceae. The coding region runs from base 233 to 1714 and encodes 493 amino acids. The transcript has a single exon.